GAGAUUGAAUCAUUGAAGCAGACGGAUCCGCCCUAGCGUCACUACUUGUUGCUCAUCGUCUGUUCAGCGACUCAGCUUUCGUCAGUUUCCUGGUUAUUGUGCUUGAAGAGACCGCUGUAUUCAUCGUCUUUUUGAUAAAAUGCCCGAAGUUACUCAACCAAAGCAGCCGAUGGCUCCAGCCAUCCACAGCAAUUUUGUCACCCGCAUUGCUGGACUUCCAGUGAUCGCGACUGCUCUGGGAACCGCGACGAACUCGUACAACAGAGUGAAAGAGAUGAACGGACUGCUUACCUACACAUUGAACACAGCCGAAAAGUCUGCUUCGUUCGCUGUGAACCAAACGAUUCCAGUCAUUCAAAAGUUUGCGACUCCCAUAGAGUAUGUAGACUCUCUGGCUUGCAAGGGCCUCGACAAGGUGGAAGAAUCGUAUCCGAUCGUCAAGAGCCCUCCUGGUGAGAUUCUGUCGGAGGCCAUGGCGCUCGGCCGCAAGACGUACGGAGAUGCGAAAGACACUGGGAUCACAAAAGUGAAUAACUUGAAGACUUAUUCAUCCGAAAAACUUCAAGCCCUGACCUAUCCUGCUCAAGCACUGACUGUGUAUGGAAGCGAGCUAAUGAAAUACGCCAACGUAGCGCUCACUGCCACUGAGAAUUCUCUGGAUCAGCACAUUGCCACUCUCGGGUUGGAACCCGAAACUUCCGAUCCCAACUCCAACUCGGUCCCGCUGAGGCAACGCUUCGACAACAUCUCUCGGAAAGCCAGCACCUGCGUGUCUCAUCACGCAGCACUGCAGUUUGCUGCCCUGCAGAAGUACACGACGGAUUCACUGACCAAGUUUCAGGUGGCGCUGCAGGUCAUUCAGGACAUGAAGGCAAACCUCACUGCUUCCGAUCAGUCUUUUCGCACCACACUGACUAAUCUUAACGUCGGAUCUGCCUGGCUUCAGGGACUGCUUGCCGACACGGAUGCCUCACCGGAAGGGCCUAAGCCUCUUCCCGUUCAAGCUCUUCUGAUCGCCCAAGCCACCGCGAAGCAAGCAAGUGCAGCCUUGCACGUUCCCUCUGCUGUCGUACAGCACAUGUCAGAAUCUGUUCGCAAUUCCUACACGAGGCUUACGGCUGGUGUCUCCCAACUGGCUCACGACUUGGCUAACGUUCGCUCCGUCAACGACCUCACGACUGUAGCCGUUACGCAGCUUCAGCAGCAGGGUGCUGCCCUCCAGUCUUCUCUCAAUCAGUUCACAUCUACCGGAUUUAACUGGCUUGCCUCACUUCCCGUUUUCGACAGUAUUCUACGACCAGAUGUGGAAAUGGAAGAAGUUCCCCCUGGCACGAAGGCCUAUUCUUCUGAGGACUCGGAGAGUGACUCCUAGCUUGCAUUAUUAUUAAAAGCUGCUUGUAAUCUAAGACAGCAACGGCGAUGUACUCCUCGGUAUAUUAUGUAUACUUCAGCCUGAUAUAGCUGUAAUGAACAGUCAAUAAAUGUACACUAUUCCUUUUAAGUCUGUA
This is a messenger RNA of Ornithodoros turicata, 1508 nucleotides long. Its product is annotated as perilipin-2-like. The record is from RefSeq and is a predicted model, not a curated record. NCBI's taxonomy places the organism in Eukaryota, Metazoa, Arthropoda, Arachnida, Ixodida, Argasidae. The transcript has 6 exons. Gene Ontology annotation, biological process: positive regulation of triglyceride storage; lipid storage. Gene Ontology annotation, cellular component: cytosol; lipid droplet. Bases 140 to 1372 code for a protein of 410 amino acids.